This is a messenger RNA of Daphnia pulex (common water flea), 1218 nucleotides long. Its product is annotated as salivary glue protein Sgs-3-like. The record is from RefSeq and is a predicted model, not a curated record. Bases 97 to 855 code for a protein of 252 amino acids. NCBI's taxonomy places the organism in Eukaryota, Metazoa, Arthropoda, Branchiopoda, Diplostraca, Daphniidae. The transcript is spliced from 4 exons.
UACGGCAUGAUCAUUCUACGGCAGCUAGUGAAAACCAUCGUAUCAUUUGUAUAGACUCAUUCGCAGAAAUCUACUGCAGUUAAUUUCGCUCUCGCGAUGCGUCUCACUCAUUUCCUGGCAAUUUGCUGCAUUUGUCUGGUCGGUCGUGUCCACCCGUAUUCCCUUGGAUCCCUCGGAAAGAGCCUUCUCAGCAAUGUCGCUUAUGAUAUGCAAUUGAGAGAGGAUCCUGUUACUGAAGCCUCUACAGAGAUUCCUACUGAACCCUCUACUGAGGCCUCAACAGAAGCUCCUACUGAACCCUCUACUGAAGCCUCUACAGAGGCUCCUACUGAACCCUCAACAGAGGCUCCUACUGAACCCUCAACUGAACCCUCUACAGAGGCUCCUACUGAACCCUCUACAGAGGCUCCUACUGAACCCUCUACUGAACCUCCUACCGAAGCCUCUACAGGGGCUCCUACUGAAGCCUCCACAGAGGUUCCCACAAAAGCACCUACAGCCGCCACUACAAACGCACCAACUACAAAACCAUCGACCCAAAAGCCAGCAACCACAGUAAAACCUACUACAAAAAUGCCUACUACAGUUAAACCGACCACAGCUAAACCCACCACUAUAAAACCGACUACAGCUAAGCCUACCACCAAGAAACCUACUACAGUAAAACCUACCACUAAGAAGCCGACUACAGUUAAACCUACCACUAAGAAGCCUAUUACAAUGAAACCUACUUCUAAGAAACCGACUACAGCUAAGGCUACCACUAAGAAACCUACAGUGAAACCUACCACUAAGAAGCCUACUACAAGGAAACCUACAACUAAGAAACCAACGACGAAAAAACCAGUUGGUUAGAUUUAGAGCCGGUCCUCGACCAACUAGGCCUAGUUCUCCGCUUCAGAAUACCAUGACUGAGUGACAUCCCUGCAUCCGAGAAUUGACCAACCGAACCUCUUUUUAAAAAAAGGAAUUGGUUUCUAAAUACGUCACCCAUAUAUAGUCAAACGUCAGCCUUAUGCCUAUAUUACUUUGUGUGUUGCUGUGUUACGAAAUGCAUAUGCUGAUGAAUAAGGGGAUCGUUUAAAUUUUGAUGUUGUUUAAGGCCUACCAAACAGUUAUUUAAGUGUUGGGCUAUAAUUUCAAGCGUGUUGGUAAAUAACUAUAAUACCCAACUGUAAUAGGUUUUAAUGUUUUCAAAUAAAUUCAUUGUUACAGUUA